CUGCAAGCAAAUGACCUUCAGAAAGAAGUAUACCAGCAUCUGGCCUAUUAUGUACCAAAAAUUUACUGCAGGGGUCCUAACCCUGCCCCACAAAAAGAAGACAUGCUGGCACAACACGUUUUGCUGGGACCAAUGGAAUGGUAUCUUUGUGGUGAAGAUCCUGCAUUUGGUUUUCCAAAGCUUGAGCAAGCGAACAAACCUUCCCAUCUCUGUGGCCGCGUUUUUAAAGUGGGAGAGCCUACAUAUUCUUGCAGAGACUGUGCAGUUGAUCCAACUUGUGUGUUAUGCAUGGAGUGCUUUCUUGGAAGUAUUCAUAGAGAGCACCGAUACAGGAUGACAACAUCAGGUGGAGGUGGUUUCUGUGACUGUGGUGAUACAGAAGCUUGGAAAGAAGGUCCUUACUGUCAAAAACAUGAACUUAACACUUCAGAGACUGCAGAAGAAGAGGAUCCUCUUGUGCACUUACCAGAAGAUAUGGUAGUCAGAGCCUAUAAUAUUUUUACCAUCACAUUUAAAUAUGCAGUAGAUAUAUUAACAUGGGAAAAGGAAAAUGAAUUGCCUGGCCUAGAAAUGACUGAGAAGAGUGACACUUACUACUGCAUGCUGUUUAAUGAUGAAGUCCAUACCUAUGAACAAGUUAUUUAUACUCUUCAGAAGGCUGUCAACUGCACGCAGAAGGAAGCUAUUGGUUUUGCAACAACAGUAGAUAGAGAUGGACGUAGGUCUGUUCGAUAUGGAGACUUUCAGUACUGUGAUCAAGCAAAAUCAGUAAUAGUGAGAAAUACCAGUCGUCAGACAAAACCAUUGAAAGUACAAGUUAUGCAUUCAUCUAUUGUUGCCCAUCAGAGCUUUGGUCUGAAGCUCCUAACAUGGCUUGGCAGUGUUAUUGGAUAUUCAGAUGGCCUUCGUCGAAUAUUGUGUCAGGUUGGUUUACAGGAGGGGCCAGAUGGUGAAAAUUCUUCUCUUGUGGAUAAGCUGAUGCUGUAUGAUUCUAAACUGUGGAAAGGAGCUAGAAAUGUGUAUCACCAGUUAUUCAUGAGCAGUCUACUUAUGGAUUUGAAAUACAAGAAACUUUUUGCUAUCCGCUUUGCAAGAAAUUACCGGCAGUUGCAGAGAGAUUAUAUGGAGGAUGAUCACGAACGGGCAGUAUCGGUGGCUGCUCUGUCUGUCCAACUCUUCACUGUACCUACUCUGGCUCGAAUGCUAAUAACAGAAGAAAAUCUUAUGACCACUAUCAUCAAAACUUUCAUGGACCACUUAAGACACCGUGACAUCCAAGGCAGGUUUCAGUUUGAACGUUACACUGCUCUGCAGGCUUUCAAAUUCAGACGUGUUCAGAGCCUUAUUUUGGAUCUCAAGUAUGUGUUGAUAAGUAAACCAACUGAGUGGUCAGAUGACUUGAGGCACAAGUUCCUAGAGGGUUUUGAUGCCUUCUUAGAAUUACUCAAAUGUAUGCAGGGUAUGGAUCCAAUAACUCGUCAAGUAGGACAACACAUAGAAAUGGAACCAGAAUGGGAAGCAGCAUUUACAUUGCAGAUGAAAUUAACACUUGUUAUUUCAAUGAUGCAGGACUGGUGUGCAUUAGAUGAAAAAGUAUUAAUUGAAGCUUACAAGAAAUGCCUAACUGUGUUGAUGCAGUGUCAUAGUGGUUUUACUGAUGGAGAACAGCCUAUUGUUCUCAGUAUGUGUGGACAUUCAGUUGAGACCAUCAGAUACUGUGUUUCUCAGGAAAAAGUUAGCAUUCAUCUCCCAGUUUCUCGUUUACUUGCAGGCUUGCAUGUUUUGCUGAGUAAAACUGAAGUGGCAUAUAAGUUUCCAGAGCUGCUACCCCUGAGUGAACUUAGCCCACCUAUGUUAAUAGAACAUCCUCUACGAUGCCUAGUCCUGUGUGCCCAAGUACAUGCAGGGAUGUGGAGAAGAAAUGGGUUCUCUCUUGUUAAUCAGAUUUAUUACUAUCAUAAUGUGAAAUGCAGGAGAGAGAUGUUUGACAAGGACAUAGUAAUGCUUCAGACAGGUGUGUCUAUGAUGGAUCCAAAUCACUUCUUGAUGAUAAUGCUGAGUCGCUUUGAACUUUAUCAGAUAUUUAGUACUCCAGACUAUGGCAAAAGAUUUAGCACAGAAAAUACUAACAAGGAUGUUGUUCAACAGAAUAACACUCUUAUAGAAGAGAUGCUAUACCUCAUUAUAAUGAUUGUUGGUGAAAGAUUCAGUCCUGGAAUAGGACAGGUAAAUGCAACAGAUGAAAUCAAACGAGAGAUCAUCCAUCAGCUAAGCAUCAGGCCAAUGGCUCACAGUGAAUUGGUAAAGGCAUUACCUGAAGAUGAGAACAGAGAGACAGGAAUGGAAAGUGUGAUUGAAGAAGUGGCAUGUUUCAAGAAACCUGGAUUAACAGGGAGAGGGCUGUAUGAAUUAAAACCAGAAUGUGCCAGGAACUUCAAUCUGUAUUUCUAUCACUUUUCAAGGGCAGAGCAAUCAAAGGCGGAGGAAGCACAAAGAAAGCUGAAGAGACAGAACAGAGAAGAUACAGCACUUCCACCACCAGCUCUUCCUCCUUUCUGCCCACUUUUUGCAAGUCUGGUUAAUAUUCUACAAUCUGAUGUCAUGCUGUGCAUUAUGAGAACUAUACUGCAGUGGGCAGUAGAACACAAUGGCUAUGCCUGGUCAGAGUCCAUGCUGCAAAGGGUUUUGCAUUUGCUUGGUAUGGCACUACAAGAAGAAAAACAACAUUUGGAGAAUCUCAGUGAGGAGAAUGUUGUAACAUUUACCUUCACUCAGAAGUUAUCAAGACCAGGAGAGGCACCCAGUAAUUCCCCUAGUAUACUCGCUAUGCUAGAAACUCUGCAAAACGCACCUCAUCUGGAAGUGCACAAGGACAUGAUCAGGUGGAUAUUGAAGACUUUUAAUACUAUUAAGAAACUAAGAGAAAGCUCUUCUACAAGUCCUGUGGCCGAGACAGAAGGAAAUAUUAUGGAGGAGAGUUCACGUGAUAAAGACAAAGCUGAAAGGAAGCGAAAAGCUGAGAUUGCCAGAUUGCGCAGGGAAAAGAUCAUGGCCCAGAUGUCUGAAAUGCAACGGCACUUCAUUAAUGAAAACAAAGAACUCUUUCAGCAAACUUUGGAGGAACUAGAUACUUCAACCUCUGGAGUACAUGAAAAUAGCCCUGUAAUUUCAGAUGCAAAACUCACAGCCUUGGGACCAGAGCAAACUAGAGUAGCAGAACACAGACAGGUUGUUAUGUGUAUAUUAUGUCAGGAGGAGCAAGAAGUUAAAGUGGACAGCAGGGCUAUGGUCUUGGCAGCAUUUAUUCAACGAUCAACUGUGUUGUCUAAAAAUAGAAACAAAAUUGCUCCGGACCCUGAAAAGUAUGACCCACUAUUCAUGCACCCAGAUCUGUCAUGUGGAACACACACGGGUAGCUGUGGACAUAUUAUGCAUGCUCAUUGUUGGCAAAGGUAUUUUGAUGCUGUCCAAGCGAAAGAGCAACGAAGACAACAAAGAUUACGAGUACACACAAGUUACGAUGUAGAAAAUGGUGAAUUCCUCUGCCCGCUUUGCGAGUGCUUAAGCAACACCGUUAUUCCUCUGCUUCCUCCACCAAGAGUUUUGUUUAACAGGUUAGACUUUUCAUGCCAACCAAACCUAACUCAGUGGAUCAAAACAAUAUCCCAGCAAAUAAAAGCGCUCUAUUUAUUUCGAGAUGAAGACUGUGCAGGUAAUUCUGGUAAUUCCGAAAAAAUAGAUCAGCUGCAAUUACCUGAAGGAUUUAGACCAGAUUUCAAACCGAAGAAUCCUUAUUCUGAGAGUAUAAAAGAGAUGUUGACAACUUUUGGUACGGCAACAUACAAAGUAGGCUUGAAGGUUCAUCCAAAUGAAGAAGAUCCACGUGUACCUAUAAUGUGCUGGGGAAGCUGUGCUUACACGAUACAGACUAUAGAACGAAUUUUAGCUGAUGAAGAUAAACCAUUAUUUGGUCAUUUACCUUGUCGACAGGAUGACUGCCUUACAUCAUUAACAAGAUUUGCAGCAGCUCACUGGACAGUUUCAUCUCUUUCAGCAGUACAGGGUCACUUUUGUACUCUCUUAGCAUCACUGGUGCCUAAUGAAAAAAAUGGAAAUCUUCCUUGCAUACUUGAUAUCGACAUGUUUCAUUUAUUGGUAAGUAAGCUUGGUGCUCUCUUAGCCAUACAUUGUCAGGAUUUUUCAGGGGUUAGUCUUGGCACUGGAGAUCUUCACCUGUUUCAUCUUGUCACUAUGGCACACAUAAUACAAAUUUUACUUACCUCAUCAACAGAAGAGAAUGGCAUGGAUCAAGAAGACACUAACAGUGAAGAGGAAGUAGCUGUGCUUACACUGUAUAAAUUUCUUUGCCAGUGUACAGGAAGUGCCUUGAAAGAAAUUUCCUCAGGCUGGCACCUGUGGAGGAAUCUAAAAACUGGAAUCAUGCCUUUCCUGAGAUGUUCUGCUUUGUUUUUCCAUUACUUAAAUGGAGUACCAGCACCCUCAGAAAUUCAAGUAAAUGGAACAAACCAGUUUGAACACUUAUGUAGCUAUCUUUCCUUGCCGAACAACCUCACUUGCCUUUUUCAAGAAAAUAGUGAGAUUCUGAACACGUUAAUAAAAAGUUGGUGCAGUAACAAUGAAGUAAAAAGAUAUCUGGAAGGCAAGAGACAUGCUAUCAGCUAUGCAAGAGAAUCCAAUAGAUUAAUAGACCUUCCGGACGACUACAGCUGCCUCAUUAACCAAGCAUCCAGUUUCUCGUGUCCGAAGUCAGGUGGUGAUAAAAGCAGAGCCCCAACAUUGUGCCUUGUGUGUGGGACCAUGCUAUGUUCUCAGAGUUACUGUUGUCAAACUGAAUUAGAAGGAGAAGAUGUUGGAGCCUGUACUGCACAUACAUACACUUGUGGUUCUGGAGUGGGCAUAUUCCUUAGAGUACGAGAAUGUCAGGUGCUAUUUUUAGCUGGAAAAACUAAGGGCUGCUUUUAUCCUCCUCCUUAUCUCGAUGACUAUGGAGAGACAGACCAGGGACUCAGACGUGGGAAUCCCUUACAUCUGUGCAAAGAACGAUUUAAAAAGAUUCAAAAACUCUGGCAGCAGCACAGUAUCACAGAGGAAAUUGGACACGCACAAGAAGCAAAUCAAACACUAGUUGGCAUUGAUUGGCAGCAUUUAUAAUGCUUAUCUGCUGAAGACUGGAACUUUAUUAAGAUUUUUGUAACAGUAAGCUUUUCAAAGGAGGGAUGAGGAAGAAAAGUCUGAGGAAAAAAAAAUGAACACCAACAAACCCAGUCUUGUAAUUUAAUCUUUGUUUUACAAUGUAUUUCAUAAGGAUACCAGUUAACAUAAAUCAAGUAAACUUCUUUCUAUGUAAGCAAGUUUUAUUAGUCAUAUAAUGUGCACUGUGCUUCCUUCACAGAAAUGUCUUGGGUUAUAAACCUGGGCAAAUGAACUUGAGUUUCUGAUAAAAAAAAAAAAAAAAAGAAUGACUCUUUUUGGAAGUCUGACUGAUUUUUCUUAUAAACUGCAAGAAAAAAAAGACUGCUGAAACAGAAACUAGAUAGAGCACAACUACGGAUUGUGUUUUGCCCCUUGCUAGUAAUCUGAGCCGUUUUAUUUAUUAUUCUGCAUUUUAAUACUUAAGCUAUGUGUACAUGCAAUGGAAUGAAGUAAGGAAGCAAAUAAUGUAGCAAAUGGAUGUUUCUGUCUGCAUCAGUGGAUAAUUCACUCUUUCACUUGGUGUACC
Molecule: messenger RNA, 5740 nt
Organism: Cariama cristata (Red-legged seriema)
Lineage: Eukaryota; Metazoa; Chordata; Aves; Cariamiformes; Cariamidae
Gene: UBR2
Product: ubiquitin protein ligase E3 component n-recognin 2
Exons: 46
Coding region: 103-5172 (1689 amino acids)
Biological process (GO): ubiquitin-dependent protein catabolic process via the N-end rule pathway
Cellular component (GO): ubiquitin ligase complex; cytoplasm
Molecular function (GO): zinc ion binding; ubiquitin protein ligase activity
Source: RefSeq, a predicted model, not a curated record